This is a messenger RNA of Symsagittifera roscoffensis, 1988 nucleotides long. RefSeq lists its product as uncharacterized. Lineage: Eukaryota; Metazoa; Xenacoelomorpha; Acoela; Convolutidae. Bases 212 to 1306 code for a protein of 364 amino acids. The record is from RefSeq and is a predicted model, not a curated record. The transcript is spliced from 2 exons. Gene Ontology annotation, molecular function: zinc ion binding; ubiquitin protein ligase activity.
ACUUUUGCUUGUUUAGUAGAGUAAAUCGAAUUUAUUUUUACUUGCUUAUGAUAUUGUGCGUUUUGACAAAACACAGAUUGAAGAAACUGUCCAAUCAAAAAAACUGCCAAAAAAACAUCUGUUUUGCCUGUCUUUUUGUGUCGUGUUUCUUGCCAUGAGAAAACAAUUUCAGAAAUAAUUAACAAGAUAGUGUUGAAUUUUUCUUUAUAAAAUGGCGGCUGCUGUAAGCGAUGAAUCGACUAGACUAUGCAGUAGCUGCGAAGAGUCAAUCGCAGCAGACCUUCUCUACAAAUGCACUCAAUGCAACGUCUCAGAUGAUCCAACAAAACCAGUCGAGUUUCUCUGCGAUGUUUGCGUUGGGUUUCACAUAAAGAAGAGCCACAACGUGCUGGACCAUAGAAACAUGGAACCCGCUGUAUGUCCGGAUCACAAGCAACUCUGCCUAGACUACUGCAUCACAUGUAGCGAAACUUUCUGCUCCAAAUGUCUGGAAAAGCAUCGUAAACAUGACACUAUGUUGCUGGGCAAAAAAGCAUCUGAAUUGCGAUCAAAAGUGUUCGAAUUGCUGACUGAUUGGGAAAAAAAUGAAAAAGUGGCUCUUAAAAAAAGCGAAGAUGUUUUGAGCAUUGUUGAUGUCCAUGAAAAAGAAGUUGAACAGAUGAUUAAAGAAGUGGAAUCUACACUGGAUAAUGUGAAACAUACUCUAAUUACAGAAAUUAGGGCCAAGUUCACAGAGUUCUCAGAUGCACGGAAAUGGUUGAAAGACCACGUUCAAAAAAUAGGCCAAACCCAAACUGAUUUGCGAGGUUUGCUUUGCAAGUCAAACGGAACUCUUGUUACUUCUUUUUCAGCUGUUGAAGCUGACAUUGAAUCUUUCACUAUGUCCCAUUUGGAAGUUGAAAAGUACCACAUGAAUGAAGAAAAGUUUGAAACGCGCAAAGGAUUCAAAUUAUUGAUUAAAAAAACUCUUACUGCAUUAACAAAAGAACUGAACUUGCCUGAGGUGAAAAAUGAAAAUCCUGGACCAGCUGUUGUGAAAAAAUCGCAGCCCGAAUUGAAGGCGGGAAAAGUGAAAAAGACCAAAUCUUCAUCGGAACUGAAAUUUAAGUCAGUUGUUGGCUGUUUCACUGACGAUUGUUACGAAGUUACUCAAAAAGGUCAAAUUGUAGAAGUUCGAAUUUUUUGGAGUCAGAUACAGUUUUCGUCGAGCAAGUUUUCUACACAACGAGAAACUGCGUGGUGUUUGUUGUUGGCCGUUGUCCUUCUGAGACGCAAGGAAAUAAUACAAAAAGAGCUUUUUACGUGAUCGAUUUCCAGGAAAAGAAUCAGUGGCAUGAGACGUCCUAUCCAAAUGACAUGCAACACGUGCUUGCGCCUUGCGAUUUAGAUAGGAUGGGUUCGUUUGUUUGGUUUUCUUGGGAUUCAGAGGCCAAACAAAUCCGAGUGCAGCCAAACAAGAAGAAUGAUAACGCUUUUUAUGUAGCUGCGUGUCAGAGUAAGCCUCUCAGCAACGUUACCUGUGAUUCUUCUUCUUAUUGCUUUUUUGACAGAGUUAGUGAGAAAAUUAUCAUUGCACGGCGCUCCAUCCACUUAACGUUCCCUCAGCCUUGUCACCAUCCAAUCCAUGAGCACAUAGAUUCAAUAUCUUCUUUCUCCCGUGAAAAAACCAUCAUAAUCGUCACGGGGUCUGUAGAUUCUAAGGCUUCAUCUGUUUAUUAUGGCAACUUUGACAUCACUGACUCUCUGUAUAAGUGGGAGAAUCACGCCAGAAUAAAUUGGUACUCAAAAGAAUGCUCAAUUCCAUUCAUAUUCAAUUAUGUAUUGGAACCUGUGAACAAUAAUGAUGAUGAUGUUUUGUUUCUCAUAGAAGACAACAAUGUUGAAUUUGAUCAAAUGUUCCUAUGGUGAAUAAUACAGUCCACUUCCGUACGUAUGAGCAGGUGCCUCAAUUUUAAUUCAAAAAACUAAUUUUGAUUCUAACCAGGCAG